This is a messenger RNA of Hydractinia symbiolongicarpus, 4579 nucleotides long. RefSeq lists its product as uncharacterized. The transcript has 29 exons. Gene Ontology annotation, molecular function: oxidoreductase activity. Bases 99 to 3950 code for a protein of 1283 amino acids. The record is from RefSeq and is a predicted model, not a curated record. NCBI's taxonomy places the organism in Eukaryota, Metazoa, Cnidaria, Hydrozoa, Anthoathecata, Hydractiniidae.
AAAGCCAGUGUAAUCUGAUGCUACCGCGUGAAAUUCGCACGUUAAAUUUGUUAUAAAAUAUUUUUUACAAUUCUCUAAUCAACAUAUAAGCUCACAAAAUGAAUUCGAAAAAAUGCUUGCACGAGUUAUUUAACGAACAAGUUUUAAAAACACCCAACAAAACAGCCAUUGUUGACUUCAAUGGACGGACAUUGACAUAUGAACAACUGGACACAAAAACUUCAUUGCUGGCGAAAUGCUUAAAGCAGAAAGGUUGCAAAACGGACUCUAUUGUUGGAAUAUACAUGGAACGAUGCAUGGAAUUCAGUAUCGCCUACAUCGCAGCAUUGAAAGCUGGCGGUUGUUAUUUACCAAUCGAUUACAGCUACCCGAUACCUUUGCUAAACUCGGUUUGCGAGGAUGCCAAGCCGAUCGUGGUUAUUACCUUGUCGUGUUACAAAAAAUGGCUUCCCAACUCACUGUCAAUUAUUUGUCUUGAUGAAGGAUGGGAAAAUGACAUGUCAAAAAAUACAUGUGAUGUUGAGCUCACAACAACAUCAUCGCUUGAUGAUUUAGCUUAUGUUGUUUAUAGUUCAGGAACCACAGGGGCACCCAAAGGUAUUAUGUGUCCACACAGAGGUGCUGUUUAUUCGUAUACUUGGAGACAUACGAAGUAUCCAUUUGAAGAAGACGACCGAGUUGCAAGUAACGUAUUUUUUGUGUGGGAAAUGUUGCGACCAUUAUUAAAAGGAGCAACGCUAUAUAUCAUUCCAGAUGACGUCAUAUACGACCCGCCCGUGCUAUUAAAAUAUUUAAAGGAAAACGCAAUCACAAGGAUUUUACUAACACCUUCUUUAUUAGAGGCGAUUCUUGACGAACGCAACUUAAACGUGCAGUUUUAUCUUCAACAUCUAAAAUUGAUUUGGCUAUGUGGAGAAGUCGUCACAAUAUCUCUCCGCAAUCGUUUCAUCGAGAUUCUCCCAGGUGUAAAGCUGUUAAACUUGUACAGCAUAUCUGAAUGCCAUGACGUGAGUGCUGCAGACCUUUCUAAAGAAGAACUAGAGAAGCGUAUCACAAACAUCGGAGCGGUUGGAAAGUUCUGUCCUGUUGGUAAAGUUAUUGAAGGUGUGCAUGUCGUUAUACUGGACGAGACGUUGAAGCAGUUACCAAUAGGAAUGCCAGGAGAGAUUUAUGUGGGAGGUCCUACUCUAGCGCGUUGUUACGUCAAUCGGCCUGACUUAACGAAAAAAAAAUUUAUCGAAACGCCUUGUGCGUUGCAAUCGUUAUUUGGUUCUAGAUUAUAUCGGACAGGAGAUUGGGGCUAUUUGCUAUCCAAUGGAGAACUAGAAAUUUGCGGGCGAUGUGAUUCAAUGGUCAAAAUUCGCGGAUUUAGUGUCGAGCUUCAGGCUGUCGAAGCAGUGUUAUUGGAAUUGCAGAUAGUGAAGGCUUGCAAAGUUCAAGUGCAUGGAGAAGAAGGAGAAGACAAAUAUCUUGUAGCUUAUAUAGUCUCCGCAAAAAAGACAUCAAAACGUGAGAUUCGUGCAGCAUUAAAAGCAAAACUACCAGGAUAUAUGAUUCCAUCAUAUUUUGUUUUGCUCACCAGCGUACCUAUUGCUGCAUCAGGGAAGCUAGAUGCAACGAUGUUGCCGCACUUUGAAAAGAAUAAAGAAAAAGAUGAGGAUUUCAGUGACUCGCCGAAUACUCCAACAGAAAAAUGGCUUCAUGAAAUUUGGAAAAAGAUAUUAAAUUUAAAACAAGUAGAUACUCAAGAAAAUUUCUUCGACAUUGGAGGACAUUCUUUACUAGCUGCAAGAAUGUUGUCAACAAUUCGUGAAGAAUACAAGAUCAAGUUGAGCAUGAUUGAACUGUUCAACAACAAUACUAUUGUGGAGCUAGCAAGUUUAAUUGACUUGAAAACUGGAAAGAUAAAAACACGGAGCACAAGCGUUGAUGUUGAGAUUGAUCUGAUGCACGAAGUAGAAUACUACGAUCAAAGUUUUAUCAAUAUGGAUAUGAUGCUACGUGCAUUUUGGAGAUCAUGUCAAUACGAACAUCGCUGGACCACGGGACGGGUAUUUUUAACUGGAUCCACUGGAUUCUUAGGCGCUUUUCUACUAAAAGAACUUCUAAUGUCGACAAAGGUACACAUCUACUGCUUAAUCCGUGAAAUGCCAGAAAGUAGCGUCGAACACAGACUACGAAGUAAUCUAGAAAAAUAUGGCAUCUUACCCGAGCAAUCUGAGGUUGAUGGAGACAAAGAUGAUGAAAUGGUACGGACGCUAAAGGAAUAUGAGACUAGAGUAACUGUAAUUAAAGGUGAUGUCAGUGUGCUGCAUUUUGGUCUCACAAAUGACGAUUAUGCAUAUCUUUCUUACGAGAUUGAUUUUAUUAUACACGCUGCAGCGGUAGUGAAUUUGGUCUACCCUUAUAAGACGUUACACGGAACAAACGUUGUUGGAACGCAGAAUAUCUUGCUGUUUGCUGGAAGUAGCAAAAUAAAACCAGUUCACUACAUAAGCACCGAUGCAGUAUUUCCACCGAAUUGCUCAGCUUGUGACGAGGAUAGCGAUAUGAGCAGUCUUCAUAAACAUCUGAACUAUGGCUAUGCCCAAAGUAAAUGGGUAUCGGAACAGCUCGUAUUAAGGGCAGCCAAGCGAGGUUUACCUGCGGCCAUCUAUAGAUUAGGAAACGUUUCUGGCGAGAGUGUGCGUGCGUAUUGGAACAAAUCAGAUUUUAACCUAAUGCUUUUGUUGACAUGCAUACACAGUGGAUAUGCACCUUACAUGGACUUCAAAAUUGAAAUGACACCAGUUGAUUUUGUCAGUCGCGUGGUCGUGUCAUUGACGCAGCAAAUCUCAUGGUCGUUGGGAAAGGUUUAUCAUAUUAUUAACACAAAACCAAUUGAUUCGAAACAUUUAUUUGAAUGGAUAUCAACAAAUGGUUACCCGUUGUCGCUGGUUCCUUAUAACGAAUGGAAAAGCAAGGUCGAAAAGAAAGCCAUGGAACAGUCAGCAGCGUAUAUGGAAAACACGUUACAAAUUAUGAAAUCAAUGGACAAUGCAGUUGUUGCUGAUAAAAGAGUUUUCAAGAAUAUAAAUCUACAAAAGUUUCUUCAAAUAUUUUUAAAAACAAAAUACCAGUACAUCAACAGUUCACUCCUAAAGUCGUACACUGCAGGAUUAACUGCUCGUGGAAUCAUUCCAAAACCAAAGAUUUCUCAUCCAGUUUUGCGACCACUGGCGAAUCGAGUAGCUGUUGUAACAGGAGCUUCAAGUGGAAUCGGCGAAGCAAUUGCGCGAAAACUUGCUGAAAGUGGAGCGACAGUUGUUUUGGCUGCAAGAAACCUUGACAAAUUGGAAAAAAUCCGAAAUGAACUUGUUAUACGAGGAAACAUUGUUGCUGCCGUUAAAGUAGACGUCACAAAAUCGACUGACUUAAAGAGGCUGGUUGAGCAAACCGAAGAAAUGUUUGGUACUAUUGAUAUUUUGGUGAACUCCGCAGGUGUAAUGUACUACACCAUGAUGAAAAAUUUUCAUUUAGAAGAAUGGGAACGACAGGUUGAUGUCAAUUGCAAAGGUGUAAUGAACAGUAUUGGUGCAUUUUUACCCGGCAUGCUUCGACAGGAAAGCGGACACAUUAUCAACAUCAGUUCUGAUGCUGGUAGAAAAGUUUUUCCUGGAUUAACUGUUUAUUCUGCAUCCAAAUUCUUUGUGGAAGCAUUAUCGCAAGGUCUUCGAUUGGAAACAGCUAACACAGGUGUUAAAGUCACGACAAUCCAACCAGGUGACGUUCGAACAUCAUUGUUUCAACUCACUACAGACGAGGAGGCUAAAAAUGAGUUCGCACAAACCAAUGAAGAACUAUUCUUGGAACCUGAAGACAUCGCUAAUGCAGUUAUCUACGCAGUAACGCAACCAAGAAACUGUUCUGUCAAUGAAAUACUUAUUGAACCUCGCCAGUGCCCAAUUUAAUUUCUCUAUUUCAAUCUAGCUAUAAAACAAAGGACCAGAAAACGUUUCAUCAGUUAUAAGAAUGGAGUUUGAAUACUUAUACAUUUAGAGAGGAAUCUGAAAAAAAAAUGAAUAUUGGAGUGAAUUUGCGGAGGUGUUUUUACGCUCAAAAUAUCGAUAUAAAAGCAAAUUAUGAAUGUUCAUUUUUGCGUCCAAUCUGAGUUGGACAUAUUACUUACAAAAAGACAACCAUAUUAAAUAUACAAAUUUUAAUCUUUCCCGUGCGACCAAAGGACAAACAGAAUUUUUAAAAUGCAUUUUCCUGUAAGCGUAUUAUUUCGAGAUAAGAAAAAUUCACUCACAAGUUUUACGAUUUUCUCUCCGCAAGAAAGUUUGCAUUUAACUGUUUGACUUGUACAGGCUCUAGGCGACACUUUUGUUUGUAAUUUGAUUUGAUGGUAGAUUUUUUUUUUCAGUUCGUAAAUUUCCACGCUACCAGGACUUAUUCUUGACAUUAAUUCCUCAAAAAAUUAUCAACUAGUGUUGUAUGUAUAGGAAAAAAUGAUCGUGGUUGUGCCACACUUGUGACUCUUUGCCAGGAAAAGGCAUUUUAUAUAUAUCAAGAAAUAAAGCAAAAACAUAUACACUUU